UCCAGGAGCCUCAGAGAGGAGCAGAAGGAGAGUUUCUCUGCUCGUACUCGUCUGUCCAGUUUUAUUUUUCUGGAGUUUCAAAGAAGAAGAAGGGGAAAGGUUGGUGUUUGUGAGUCUGAUCUCUUCUACAUGAACCUCUGCAGAGCUUGAAACCUUUCCCUUCCCUUCUUCAGUUUGAUCUCCUCACCGUGAUCCUGCAGUCAGACUCUGUGGAUUUGUGUCUGAAGGAGGAGGAUGAGCAGUUUCAUGUUCUUCAUCCUCCCUGCUCUGGGUGGAUACGCUCUGACCUCAGUGUACCUGCUGAAGAACCCGCUCAUUCUGCACAGGAAGAAACGCACGGCCUUCUACUGCACGCACAUCUCACACCGAGGAGGAUGUGGAGAGCGGAUAGAGAGCACAAUGGAGGCGUUCACACAUGCCGUUGAGCAGGGAACACAGAUGCUGGAGCUCGACUGUCACCUGACACAUGACGGACACGUGGUGGUGUCACAUGACGAGAAUCUGCUAAGAGAGACCGGACAUGACGCCACCAUGUCUUCAUUAAACCUACAGGACCUUCCUCCGUAUAAGGAGAGGCUGGAGGUGACAUUUUAUGCCGGACGUUUCAGCAGCGGGGCAGACAGGAAAUUUGCUCUGCUGGAGGAUUUGUUCAGGAAGUUUCCCAGGAUGCCGAUCAGCAUUGAGAUCAAAGAGAACAACAGUCAGCUCAUAGAAAAGGUUUCUGAUCUGGUUAAAUGUUAUAACAGAGAUGAAAUCACUGUGUGGGCCACCGUCAACUCCAACAUCAUGAGGAGAUGCCGCCAAACGAACAGCUCGAUGCCGUACAGUUUCACUGUGAGUCGUGGCGUUCUCCUCCUCCUCCUCUACUACAGCGGCCUGCUGCCGUUUGUUCCUCUAGGAGAAAGUUUACUGCAGUUCUACCUGCCCAGAAUCAUCAACAGGACGUUCAUCCCUGAAAAAGGCCUCCUGAGGAACAAACUGGUCAUCGCUCUGUUAGAGAAAGUCACCAUGAGGAAAAGUCUGUUUGAUCACCUCUCAGCCCGAGGAAUUCAGGUUCAUCUGUUCGUCUGUAAUGAAGACGAGGACAUAAAGGCUGCGUUCGACAUCGGAGCAACGGGAGUGAUGACCGAUUAUCCGACUCUUCUGUCAAACUUCCUCAGCAGGAACAGAAACCAGGACUGAGACGGAUUAAACAAAAACAACAAAGUUCAGGGAACGGCAGCUGUGAAAGGACAAAACUGUUAAAGAAGAAGAAGAAGAGCGUGGCUGUUUUGAUCUGAUUGUGGAAGAGUUAAAUAUUAGACAACCUGGAGGAGGAAGAAAACUCUCCCUUCACACUUUUAUCUCAGUCUUCUAACAGUAUUGAUAAGGUUAUCUGUCAGUGUUUAACAGUGGAGACACUUUCAAAGAUGAAGCCAUUGUUCUGAUUAGAGCCAAACGUGUUGCAAAAACCAAACAAAUGUUCCUGAUUCACAUGUCAUUAGUUUGUGUUAAAAUGGUUAAUCCCCUGCUGUUUCAAUGAUCGAUAGUAGAAAAAGGUUCCAAAGAUUAAAAUCAGAUUUUUAGUUAAGACCUGUAAUGUGAAGAUGGAGCAGCAGUGGUUCACUCAGACCAGGUCCACACUCACUACCGAGGUUUUCCUCCUUCUUUCAGAAUCCCGUCCACACCUCGUCUCAGUUCUGUCCACAUAAAAAUGCAAAUGUUUGGUGUUGUAAAGAGCACGCCAUGUCAGCAGCAGUCGGACCUCUGGUUCAGAAAGCUGACUCCUUCUGUGAACAACUGGAGCAGCUCCAGUUUGAGAGACAGCUUCAGUUUUCCAUUUUUGUUGUUGUAAAGACACAAACAAGGUUUAAUGGCACCAAAGAGCUUUAAAGGAGUCUCUAAAGGAGAGCGGCUCUUACUACUGAGCUGAGACUAAUAAUCCAGAUCUCUUAAAAGAGAGACCAUCACUCUGAUCAAGACCAGACCAACAUGAUGCUCUGGGUUUACUAGUAGAAUUCAGCAGGUCACAUUGUGUGAGGUACCAGGCAUUAACUCUGACUGUUUAUUCUGAACAUUUAAACUAGAAAAGCUUUUUUUUUAAUCACUGAAGGAAUCCCACAUUUAUAAAUAACUCAUUUAAUCUUGAAGGAAUUCCCUUUUCUGUAAGUCUGAGCCUUAUUAAAAUGUAUCUGUUCAUAAUAUACCUUCAUGUGAAGUCACAUAAACUCCUGUUGUCUGAUGCUUUGUGUUAAUUCUGUGCUCUGUUUGAAGAAACGUUCCAGUGUUAAUGCUUAACCAGCUGAACGGUGUCACCUGACAUCCCACUGGCCCUGAUAAGAGAGUAAACGUGACUAUG
Molecule: messenger RNA, 2338 nt
Organism: Cheilinus undulatus (humphead wrasse)
Lineage: Eukaryota; Metazoa; Chordata; Actinopteri; Labriformes; Labridae
Gene: gdpd3a
Product: glycerophosphodiester phosphodiesterase domain containing 3a
Exons: 10
Coding region: 235-1182 (315 amino acids)
Biological process (GO): glycerophospholipid catabolic process
Cellular component (GO): endoplasmic reticulum membrane
Molecular function (GO): phosphatidylcholine lysophospholipase A1 activity; phosphoric diester hydrolase activity
Source: RefSeq, a predicted model, not a curated record